GUAAAAAGGAGCAUACACAAUUUUGCUAGUGAAUGGGUAAUGCACACAAAAUACUUGAUUUCUUCGCAAUCACUAUGACACCUGAUGGUCAUAUCUCUUAUAAAUUAUACAAAUAUUGUCUGUUUUUCUAAGUAUAGCAAUUUCCUUUAACGCCCAGUAUAUUUCUUUCAGGUGUAUUUGUCAAGAGAGGUGACAAGAACAGAAAUACAUGAAGCAAGGCUAUGAAGAAAUCUAUUAAUAACAGAACCAAGUCUAACUCUGAAAAACAAAGUAUUUUGCCAGAUUCCUGUAUGUUCUCAAAGGAGAUGGUAAACAUAAACCCCAAACAUUUCUCGUGUUCUGAAUUUGAGAAAUGUUAUGUCACAAAAACCGUGUUCGUUUGUCAUCAGAGAACUCACACAGGAGAGAAACCAUUCUCAUGUUCUGAAUGUGGAAAAUGUUUUAUCACAAAUGCAAAGCUUGUCCGUCAUCAGAGAACCCACACAGGAGAGAAACCGUUCUCGUGUACUGAAUGUGGAAAAUGUUUUAUCACAAAUGCAAAGCUUGUCCGUCAUCAGAGAACCCACACAGGAGAGAAACCGUUCUCGUGUUCUGAAUGUGGAAAAUGUUUUAUCACAAAAGCAGAUCUUGUGAGUCAUCAGAGAACUCACACAGGAGAGAAACCGUUCUCGUGUUCUGAAUGUGGAAAAUGUUUUGGGCGACAUUCAACUCUUGUCUGUCAUCAGAGAACUCACACAGGAGAGAAACCGUUCUCGUGUUCUGAAUGUGGAAAAUGUUUUAGGCAACAUUCAACUCUUGUCAAGCAUCAGAGAACUCACACAGGAGAGAAACCGUUCUCAUGUUCUGAAUGUGGAAAAAGUUUUGUCACAAAUGCAGAGCUUGUCCCUCAUCAGAGAAAACACACAGCAGAGAAACUGUUCUCUUGUUCUGAAUGUGGAAAUUGUUUUAGGCAACUUUCACAUCUUGUCAAUCACCAGAGAACUCACACAGGAGAGAAACCAUUCUCAUGUUCUGAAUGUGGAAAAUGUUUUAUCACAAAAGCAGAGCUUGUCCGCCAUCAGAAAAUUCACACAGGAGAGAAACCGUUCCCAUGUUCUGAAUGUGGAAAAUGUUUUAUCACAAAAGCAGAUCUUGUCAGUCAUUCGAGAACUCACACAGGAGAGAAACCAUUCUCAUGUUCUGAAUGUGGAAAAUGUUUUAUCACAAAAGCAGAGCUUCUCCGCCAUCAGAAAAGUCACACAGGAGAGAAACCAUUCUCAUGUUCUGAAUGUGAAAAAUGUUUUAUCACAAAUGCAAAGCUUGUCCGUCAUCAGAGAACCCACACAGGAGAGAAACCGUUCUCAUGUUCUGAAUGUGGAAAAUGUUUUGGGCAACUUUCAAAUCUUGUCAAUCAUCAGAGAACUCACACAGGAGAGAAACCGUUCUCAUGUUCUGAAUGUGGAAAAAGUUUUGUCACAAAGGCAGCGCUCAUCCGUCAUCAGAGAAUUCACACAGGAGAGAAACCAUUCUCAUGUCCUGAAUGUGGAAAAUGUUUUGUCACAAAAGCAGAUCUUGUCCGCCAUCAGAGAACUCACACAGGAGAGAAACCAUUCUCAUGUUCUGAUUGUGGAAAAAGUUUUGGGCGACAUUCAAGUCUUGUCAAUCAUCAGAGAACUCACACAUGAGAGAAACCGUAUGUAGCGGAUGGCACUGGGCUGUCCUGCAAAUUUCAUGUGAAUAGCUGCAUUCGUGUAAACUGCUGGUUUUAUAAGUGUGUUAAAGAAAUGUAUUCCUCUGAUUGUUAGGUAGAAUCAUUCGAAUAAACUAAGGGAAUGAACCUACCGAACAAUCAGACCUCCCCUGUGUGAAGUGUGUCCACAAUUAACCAUUGCAACAUUGUUGCGAACGGGUAUUUGACAAGUUAAGUAGCCGUCCUUUGUUCUCGGGGGUGGCCGCCAUUCGACAAACGAACACGUGGCGGCAGCCAUUUUAAAACUCCCGAACAGCAGUGUUUUGACGUCGAGUGUCUGGAACUCAAAUCGGACACUCGACUAGGCGAACACCGCUGAAACCUAAACAAGCCCGGUCCGUUCGGUUCCUAACUACCGAACGGCCCCUCGUUCGGUAGAUAGAAAGAACCGGACCAGGGGAUUCAGGCGAACCCUCCCUAGCCUCUAUAGCUAGAGGUUUUCGUGCCAUUUAUUCCCUGACUCCAGGACCGACCGCUGGGCCUAUUCACAUGGAACCGCAUUCGGCUGUUUCACUCAGUGCGGUCGGUCAUUUUAUUCCCUCCAUAAAUUUCCCGAACCCCUGGUCUGAUCUGGGUGAUUUUUGGAUAUGUUGUUCACCCAGAUCAGGGCUACCAGGGGAUAUAUAAUUUAAAGUGGUACCCCUAGGUUUAGGGGUACAUCCAGAAACAGGUGGAAUUGGUGUCCUGGAUAAAGGGAUUAUGAUGCAGGCUGAGGGGAGGAGAUGUGUGGGAGGUUACCAGAACAGGAUUGGCUACUGUACUAAUGAAUGGAAAUCUCUCCCUUGCAUGGGAGCAUGCUUUAUAAGGCCACUGUCUGAAUAAAUCUUUAGUUCUGCUCCUGAUACUGUGUGUUGUCCAGUUAUUGGGAGUGCUGUUGGGAUACUGCUGUGUUAUUUUGCCUGCUGGAUACUUUGCCCUAUGGAUUUAUAAUUGCUGUUCCCGAGUC
Molecule: messenger RNA, 2675 nt
Organism: Pelobates fuscus (common spadefoot toad)
Lineage: Eukaryota; Metazoa; Chordata; Amphibia; Anura; Pelobatidae
Product: oocyte zinc finger protein XlCOF7.1-like
Exons: 2
Coding region: 222-1664 (480 amino acids)
Biological process (GO): regulation of transcription by RNA polymerase II
Cellular component (GO): nucleoplasm
Molecular function (GO): RNA polymerase II cis-regulatory region sequence-specific DNA binding; DNA-binding transcription repressor activity, RNA polymerase II-specific
Source: RefSeq, a predicted model, not a curated record